This is a messenger RNA of Penicillium olsonii, 1302 nucleotides long. The record is from the annotation of a GenBank genome assembly. Lineage: Eukaryota; Fungi; Ascomycota; Eurotiomycetes; Eurotiales; Aspergillaceae.
AUGGGAACACUCUGGUCUCCUCACUACGAUCCACUAAUGUCUCCGAAACGAGCUUGCGAUACCUGUAUAUCUCGCAAGGUCAAAUGCAACGGCUCCUGGCCUUGCGAUACCUGCCAUGGGGCAGUGAAGAGGACGCAAUGUACGUACCUGAGACCCGCGCGCAGGCGGGGCCCGAAGUCUCGACGAACGACAAGCCAAGCAAACACCGACAAACCGCAAGGCGACAAUGAACAUUUUGACCGGGAAGUUGGGCCCGUGGUAGUAGAUGGGAGAAUUGCCAUGGCCGAUCUUUCAUCAGAAACCUCUAGCGUUCGACCUAUCCCAAUUGCCGUUCUUGAAACGGUCGUCAGACUUUACCAAAGGCACUCAUACAGCGUCUGGCCUGUCAUUGAUGCAGAUGCACUACUAUCUAAGCUCAAGAACCUAGACACUGACAGCGAUGAUCACCAUGCCCAGCAUACUGUUUGUCUAAUCACGGCGCUUUGCGCAGCAACAAUGGCCCAGUUGCAUAUCGGUCCCCAGGUUACAGAAACAGGCACCGUGGAUAGCACGACAAUGGUACAGAUAUGCCUUCGAACGCGCAAUAAAUGCGAUAAUCACGGAGAGCACAUGGAUCUCCGGAGCAUCAUGGUCUCGUUCUUUCUGCACGUCUAUCAUGCAAAGGUCAACCAACGGCAUUCGGCAAUGAUGUAUAUCCAAGAGGCUAUUGCGGGAGCCAGAGUUCUGAGAUUAGACGAAGGGGCCUCUCAGAAGCAAGAUGAACUAGUUUCGAACAAAGCCUUGGUUUUCCCAUUACUCUGGGUAUCGGAGAGAGGGUAUGCCCUGCACUUGGGUCUUUCGCCUUCAUACAAUGAGCCAUUAUCACCAACAGAGCUAGAGGGCCAUAACGGUGCCGACGUCGAAGGUCAAGGGCUUUUAGAGCUAGCCAAGCUUUUUGUCGCGUUCGACCGCAUCUCAGUGCGUCGGAGGUCAUCUGCUGGGGCCACGGCGGUCAAUUUGACUGACACAGAGAGAGAACUGUCCUCUUUGUCUUCCCUCAUGGUUGACUCUGUCUCAGCCAGAACUGCGGACUACCACAUCACGCGACAGUGGAUGAGAACGAUUUUAUGGCAACAGGCGCUGUCAACGGGCUUGCUUUCUUCUUCCGCCUAUGAUAGUGUUUUAACAUUUUCUUUCCCUGCUCAAGUGAGCCGUGACUUACUGCAUGCCUUAAGAUGGUUUAGCGAGACAGACUUACUUCCUUUGGGACGAGAUCAGGUUCGUGAGUUCACCUUGACAAAGAAAAUCGCUAACCUCUCCUAG